GUUCUGAUUAAAAUAUGGAAUACUCAUUGAUCAUGUAUUCCUAUGCAUUGAUCCUGCAAAAAAUGAAGGUCGUUGAACAGCUGAUAACGUUAUACAGAACAGCUGUGACUAUUCAUGUUCUUCGAAGCCGUAGCUGUCGGUUGACUCUAAAUAAGAGAGGUCACCGAUUAAGUAUGAUUCACACAUAGAGGUUAAUAUGUUAAUGAUUAUUAGUACGAUCACAUUACAGCUUUCAUCAACCGACAGAUGUAUUGAUGAUUUCAUCGGUCACUAUUGCUAUAACUACACACAUUAUCAACAUUUGUAUUAUUUUACUGGGCGGGAUUUCUUUCUUAUCAACACACAAUUCAAAGGUCAAAGUGUGGCAUGGGAUUCCCCUGAUAAUUAGCGGAUCAUUAUUCAGCUACUAUUUGCAUCAACCUAUAUCAGUUCUGUGUUGGCAGUCGGCUGAAGCAAACGUGCUUUUCGCGCUCGGUGAAAUUACACUUCACGAUGUGGUGGUUUAAGACACUGUGCCUGUUGGUGAUAACGUUGCUGAUUAAUGUUUGUCAUGGUAUCCUCAUCGUAGGUCCAAAGUUUAUCCGCGCUGGCCAAAGCUAUAAUCUAAUUGUGAGCAAUUUUGAAACACGUACGAACGAAGCGCAAGUACGCGUGAAAAUCGAAGGAACGUCUGACACUGGUCGGAAGCUACUUAACCUUAGUAAAUCCGCACGUUUGCAAUCUUUCACAAACACAGCAAUAAACUUCUCGCUACCCGAUAGUCUGUCCGCCGGAAGUUAUAAAAUAUCCAUCGAUGGUGAGAAUGGAUUUAAGCUGCACAAGGAAGCAUCUUUAACGCUGCUUAGCAGAUCGGUAACGGGGCUAAUUCAGCUGAACAAACCCAUCUUUAAACCCGGUGACGUAGUGCAGUUUCGUGCGAUAGUGUUGGAUGCGGAUCUGAAACCACCGGCAGGCGUUAACACCGCCCAUAUCACCGUCCACGAUCCGAACGGAAAUGUCAUUCGCAAGUGGGCCUCCGGCAAACUGCACGUCGGUGUGUUUGAGGCGGAACUGCAGGUCGCAACCGUGCCACUGUUCGGGGACUAUCAAAUCACCGUCCAAAUUGGGCCACACCAAAUCGCUGCCAAAACGUUCGAGGUGAAGGAGUACGUGCUGUCGUCGUUCGAUGUGGAAAUUGUACCGAGUAGCGUACCGCUGGAAAAACAUCAGCGGCUCGAUCUAACCAUUUUCGCGCAAUACUACGUUGGGAAGCCAGUGAGAGGUGUCGCUACCAUCUCACUGUAUUUGGAAGACGACAAGCUGGAUCAACGGCUGGUGGUGAACGUGUACGGCAAAGCAUCGGUACAACUUCAAUUUAGAGAUUAUUUCAACGUGCACGAAAACUCCCAGAACGUGCGUGUGAACGUCACAUUUACACAAGCCGAAACGAAUAAGACGAUUUAUAAAGAGCAAGAAAUAACUGUCUACAAGCAUCAGUAUCGGGUGGAACUCAUCAAAACACAGCCAGAAUUUCGUGCUGGAGUGCCAUUCCACUGUGCGGUACGGUUGCUGUAUCAGGACGGGAAACUCGCUCAAAGAACUGCGGCCCGUGUGACAGUUGAGGGAGUGGAUAAAGGUCACGAGACAGUAUACACCAGCGAUGAUGAGGGCAUGAUCAAACUAACGCUGCAACCCGAAAGGUCCUCAGACAUGAUCGACAUCAUCGUAACAAUUGAUGAUGUGAAUUUGCUUUACGAGCGAAUACAUAGACGAGAGGCGGGUAAAGCUUUCUUACAAAUGGAACUUAAAUCGGAACCUAAGGUAGGAAAAAUGCUCGACUUGAAAAUUACAUGCAACGAAGAAAUGCCCUUCUUCCUGUACUACGUUGUCGCGAAAGGAGACAUUGUGGCCUCGGGAUUCAUUCAGCUAAAGCAAGUCACUGCAUACACGCUUCAGAUAGCAGCAAUCGAUCGAAUGGUGCCAAGAGCUAAAAUUGUUGUAGCAACAGUGGUGAAAAAUGUAUUGCUUUACGACUUUCUAGAAGUGGACUAUAAGGAGUUUCUCAACAAUUUUAACAUCAAAAUUGAUACCAAACAAGUGAAACCGGGAGAACAACUUCAACUCAACAUGAAAGGUCGCCCCGGAGCUUAUGUAGCACUAGCGGCUUAUGACAAGAGUGUGCUCCAGUUCAGUACCGAACAUGACAUUUUCUGGCAAGAUAUUCUGGAUGUUUUCAAUGGAUUUCACACUCACCAGCGCAAUGAGUACGAUUUCUUUCAGAGUAUGGGACUUUUCGCACGCACAAUGGAAUACAUAAAUUUUGAAGCAGCAAGUGAUCGAUUACAACGUGCUGGUUACACUCUGUCUAAUAGAAGAAAAUCAAAUAAGUUGAUCUCCUUUAGAACCAACUUCCUUGAGUCUUGGUUGUGGAGAACGGCAGAAAUUGGUGCAUCAGGAAAUACUACGUUGAAGGAGACAGUUCCCGACACGACGACUGCCUGGCAUCUUACAGGAUUUUCAGUAGAUCCCGAAUAUGGUUUGGGUAUUAUAAAACAACCGAUUGAAUUCGUUACUGUACAAGAGUUUUACAUCGUGGAACACUUGCCGUACUCCAUCAAGCGUGGAGAAGCUGUUGCGCUACAGUUUAUAAUAUUCAGCAAUUACCGUCAAGGGUACAACGCAUCGGUUACACUGUUCAAUGUGGACAAUCAGACCGAAUUCAUAGGACAACCUGCUGAAGAUACAAGCUAUACCAAGACGGUUUCAGUAUCUUCAAGUACCGGUGUAACCGUUUCAUUCCCAAUAAAGGCCCGCAAACUUGGUGAGAUGACGAUACGAGUGAAGGCUUCAAUUAAACCUGCGACCGAUACGAUCGAGAGCGUCAUACGAGUCAUUCCGGAGAGUUUGGUGAAGCGAGAAAUGGAGUCACGAUUCUUCUGUCACAAUUCCUACACCAAUCAAUCCUUCACUAUAAGCUUAGACUUUGACAAGAAGGCAAACCAAGGAGAUAGGAGGAUAGAAUUCAUUCUCACACCAAACAUCCUUACCUCCGUAAUGGACAAUCUGGAAAGUCUUCUGUCUGUUCCAACGGGUUGCGGUGAGCAGAAUAUGAUGCGGCUCGUACCAAUUGUUCAGGUGCUUGAUUAUAUGACAUCGAUCGGCACUGUCAACCAAAAGCUAACCAACAAAGCGACCGGUCUGCUCAAGAUGGGCUACCAGAACCAGAUGCGAUUCCGACAGCCGGAUGGUUCAUUUGGGCUAUGGGAGAAAAGUGGCGGUGCUGUCUUUUUGACUGCAUUCGUUGGAAAAACUCUUGCCACGGCUGCUAAGUACAUAACCGAGAUAGAACCAGACAUGGUAAUGAAAGCGUACGAUUGGCUUGCCUCGCGUCAACAUGGCACGGGCCGUUUCGAUGAAACGGGUCCCAUUUUCCACAAAGACAUGCAGGGUGGAUUACGUCAGGGAAUUGCCUUAACGUCUUUCGUGUUAAUUUCGCUCCUGGAACACCCGAAAGCGGCCACCAAACAUGCCGCAGUUGUCGAGAAAGGAAUCAAAUAUGUGACCAAAUCGUUGGACAGUAUUGAAGAUUCGUACGAUCUUGCCAUCGCCACGUAUGCCUUGAUGCUGAAAAACAACCACACGGGGGAACGAUUUCUGGAGAAACUCAUCGGAAUGUCCACGGUGCAGCGUAAUGGAACGGAACGGUUCUGGCACCGGAAUGCCAACGGUAUCGAAACGACGGCCUACGCAUUGCUGUCCUUCGUGCUGGCAGAGAAGUACGUCGACGGUACGUCCAUCAUGCGCUGGCUGGUGAAACAACGCUACACACCGGGCAGCUUUCCCCGGACGCAGGACACCUUCGUCGGCCUAAAGGCACUUACCAAGCUGGCGGAAAAGAUUUCACCUGCCAGAAAUGAUUAUUCCGUCCAGCUGUGGCACUCCGGGCGAAAGAAGGAGUUCCGUAUCAACUCUCAGGACGUUGGAAAUCUUGAACAUGCCGAAGACGUUGAUGAUUCGCUCGAGAUGCAAAUACACGUGGCUGGCAUCGGGUUCGGGUUGCUUCAGGUGGCCUACGAGUAUGGUGUGGAUUUGCAAAAUUUCAACAACAGUUUUAAGCUCGAGCUGGAGAAAACCUUGUCCAAAUCCGGCGAACGGUUACAGCUGGAAGUGUGCUCCAGCUUCAUUCCGAUACUGUCGGAUGACCGGUCCAACAUGGUGCUGGUGGAGGUAAACUUCCCGAGUGGCUACACCGUUGAACGGGAACAUAUUACCGGCACAACCAAGCAUAAUCCCAUACAGAAAAUCGAGGUACGAUUCGGUGGAACGUCGGUGGCCAUCUACUACAACAACAUGGGUACGGAACGGAACUGUUUUACGACUAUUGCGUUUCGGCGGCAGAAGGUGGCACUCAAACGUCCGGCUUACGUUCUGGUGCAUGAUUAUUACGAUCCAAAAUUGAAUGCCGUCAAGAUGUACCAAGUGGACGAUGACGGUGUGUGUGAUGUUUGUGACGGGUACGAGUGCCCAACAGCGUGCAAAUACUGAGCCAGCUGUCAGGAGAAGGAAUCGGUAGCAUUAACCUGCAUGAGUGCCUUCAAUUUAAUCAUCUUUAGCCCAAUCAAUUUCUUGUCUACACUAUACCAUUAUUGUUGGCCGACGGGUGGAUUACGAACAUGAUGCGUUGAGGAACGUUUGAAGCAGCUCUUCAGAAUUUCAAUAGUGAUUUAAGCAGUUUGAAAUUUUUAAGUAAUUUAUAAGGUUCAACAUUUUUCAAGGU
Anopheles funestus (African malaria mosquito) is the source of this 4756-nucleotide messenger RNA. RefSeq names its product CD109 antigen-like. The transcript is spliced from 13 exons. The record is from RefSeq and is a predicted model, not a curated record. Gene Ontology annotation, molecular function: endopeptidase inhibitor activity. Bases 493 to 4524 code for a protein of 1343 amino acids. Gene Ontology annotation, cellular component: extracellular region. Lineage: Eukaryota; Metazoa; Arthropoda; Insecta; Diptera; Culicidae.